Messenger RNA from Aspergillus calidoustus, 765 nucleotides. The record is from the annotation of a GenBank genome assembly. NCBI's taxonomy places the organism in Eukaryota, Fungi, Ascomycota, Eurotiomycetes, Eurotiales, Aspergillaceae.
AUGCGCUUGACCGUCGAGCUGAUCCAAAACUCCCUCUCCUACAUCAACCCGCUCAAGGAUCGCGAGCUAGAUCUACGAGGGCACAAAAUACCUUCGAUUGAGAAUUUGGGUAUUGCAAAGGACCAAGAUGCAAUCGACUUCACAGACAACGAUAUCUCCUCCCUCUCGAAUUUCCCCUUCUUCCCUCGUCUCCGCAUGCUUCUUCUCGCGCGGAAUCGCGUCCGACAGAUUCAGCCGACUAUCGCUACUUCGAUACCUGGAUUGACGACGCUUGUUCUGACGCAGAAUAACAUCGCCGAGUUGGCGGAUCUGGAUCCGCUCCGGAACCUCACGCGGUUGACGCAUUUGACACUGCUCGAGAACCCAGUUACGCGAAAGGAGUACUACCGCCUCUGGAUAAUCUGGCGCAUCCCCAGCGUCCGCUUCCUCGACUACCAAAAAGUAAAAGACGCCGAGCGCGCCAAAGCAACCGAGCUCUUCGGAACAGCCGAGGAACCCUCCGCGCUCGCAUCCAAGAUCCUCGGCGUCAAGUCGCGCACUUUCGACGUCCCAUCAGGCGCCGCCGGCACGACGGACCGCGCACCGGCCGACAAGGGUCUGCGGGUGAAGUUGACGGACAAGGAGAGAAAGAGGAUCGAAAAGAUGAUUCGCGAGGCGAAGAGUCUCGCGGAGAUUACGCGGUUGGAAAGGGAGCUUAAUGAAGGGCGGAUACCCGGGGGUGCGGAUCUGGAUGUGGAUGGGGAGGGAGAUGCGAUGCAGAUGUGA